AUGGAAGCCACCGACAACUCAUCAGAAUCCACCGUAAAAAAUGGUUCUCAAAGACUACCUGGUAUGGUUAAUUGGGGCACAGCAACUGUUAUUGCAAUGUUUGCAGGCAUGUUAUAUGGUGGUAGCAGAGAGGCAUCUUCUUCUGUUAGCAAGGAUGCAGAAGUGAUGUUGAAACUUGGGAGCACAGAAGACAAACGAGCUCAAUAUCGAUUGAUGAGAGAUGCAAUGGAGAAACGUUUCAUUCGAGUUACACGAGGCGCACUAGUUGGAGGGGUACGGCUUGGAAUGUUCACUGCUGCAUUUUAUAACAUACAAAAUUUGCUUGCGGAGAAGCGAGGAGUGCAUGAUGUUUUCAAUGUUGUGGGAGCUGGAUCAGCCACUGCUUCAGCUUUUGGUUUAAUAAUGCCAGGAUCUUUCCGUUGGCGUGCCAGGAAUAUGGUACUAGGAUCAGUACUGGGAGCAGCAUUUUGUUUUCCUCUUGGUUGGGUCCAUUUGAAGAUGGUAGAAAUAGCUAAUGAAGAGAAUUCAGAGGCACAUUCAGAUCAGAGAGAAGUAAAGAGUGGUGUUAGUGCUGCAAUUGAGAGGCUUGAAGGAAAUUUAAGAAAAUGA
Messenger RNA from Lathyrus sativus (Indian pea), 609 nucleotides. The record is from the annotation of a GenBank genome assembly. Lineage: Eukaryota; Viridiplantae; Streptophyta; Magnoliopsida; Fabales; Fabaceae.